AAGAAAUUGAUCAACCUCCUCCGCGGGUGGCCCUCCCCUCAGCUCCAUCCCGCGGCCCAGCUCCAGGCGGCAGCCUGCCGCGCCCUCUCGGACCCGUCCAUCGCCGUUCCCGCGCUGCAGUAUGCGCCCGACCCGGGGUACCAGCCGCUGAGGGAAGAGUUGGCACGGUGGCUGAGCAUGCACUACAACCACUACCCUGGGCCGCCCAUCGACGCAGAUCAGAUCGCCAUCACCGGCGGCGCGAGCCAGGGCCUGGCCUGUGUGCUGCAGUCGUUUACCGACCCUGGCUAUACGCGGGCCGUGUGGGUCAACGCGCCGUGCUACCAUCUCGUGUGUCCCAUCUUUGAGGAUGCCGGGUUUGCGCGGCGGCUGCGGGCGGUGCCAGAGGAUGAGGCGGGGAUUGAUGUCGCGUGGUUGGAGAGGGCGUUGCGGGAGGAGGAGGGGGAGAAGAAGACGAAGAAAGGCGGAGAGUCCCCGGCGCCUCACCGCAAACUCUACCGCCACGUCAUCUACCUCGUCGCCACGUGCGCCAACCCCUCCGGCAAGACGCUCCCCCUCGCCCCCCGGGAAGCCCUCGUCCGCAUGGCACGGGAACACAACGCGCUCAUAAUAAGCGACGACGUCUACGACUUCCUCCAGUGGCCCGUCGUCACCACUACCGCCAUCACCAUCACCACCACCACCCCGUCCAUCCCUCCCGCAUGCCUCCCACACACAUCCCCCGUACCGGACUUACUCCCUCUCCUGUCCCAACUCGACCUCGCGCUCGGACCCUCCCCACACGACCCGCCCGGCGGGAAGAAGCACUUCUCCCACGCCAUCUCGAACGGCUCCUUCAGCAAGCUGGUCGGGCCCGGGGUGCGCACGGGUUGGAUCCACGGCACGGCCGACUUCGCGCACGGCUUCUCGCAGACGGGCUCCAACCGCAGCGGCGGCGCCGCCAGCCAGUUCGCGGCCGUCUGCAUGCACCAGAUGCUGGCGGUGGGCGACCUGCAGCGGCAUCUGGAGCUGGUCGUCCGGCCCGCGCUGCGCAGGAGGCAUGCGUUGAUGGUGACGGAGGUGAGGCAUGUCUUGGGCGGGUUGGGGGUUGAUGUCUGGGCGGCGAAUACUAGCUGCGGCAGCAGCAGAAGCAGAUUGGGUGCUGGCGGUGCGGAAGGGGAAGGGGAAAGGAAAGGGGAAAGGGAAAGGAGGGAGGAUGGAGUGGACGGAGUGGACGUGUUUGGCGGGUAUUUUGUCUGGCUGACGCUGCCGGAGCAGUUGGAUGCCGCGGCCGUGGCGGAGCGCGCGAGGGAAGAGGAGAAUCUGAUUGUUGCGCCGGGGAGUAUAUUUGAGGUGAAAGGGGAUGAGGAGGCGGCUCGGUUUCCGAGGAACAUUCGGCUGUGCUUUUCGUGGGAGGACGAGAAGGAUAUUCUUGAGGGCGUGGCGCGGCUGGGGCGGGUGGUGAAGAGGAUGCUUGAGGGCGCGAGCUUCCAGCCAUGCAGGAAGGCAGCGGUUGAAGGGAGUAUAGGGGAGUUCAAGUGACGAGAAGCAACUGGUGGGAAGGGGAACGGGAGCAUAAGCUGUUCUCUGGUUAUUUGAAUCCGCCAAUGGCUCGUGGAGACGAACUAGACUAUCUCGCUACCGGGGCCUAGUAUCCGCAGCCCCGUUCUGUACAUGUACGACAGGAAUUUAGCUCCGUCGUGCCGCGGCCCGGGAGUUGGCAACACCCAUUCCCACACAUCCCGCAAAGUAGGGCCCUUCGCGAGCUUCCACAUCUGGCCUCCGAGGUCUCAAGAA
Chaetomium strumarium is the source of this 1776-nucleotide messenger RNA. Its product is annotated as pyridoxal phosphate-dependent transferase. Gene Ontology annotation, molecular function: pyridoxal phosphate binding; L-2-aminoadipate:2-oxoglutarate transaminase activity. Gene Ontology annotation, biological process: biosynthetic process. The record is from RefSeq and is a predicted model, not a curated record. The transcript has 2 exons. NCBI's taxonomy places the organism in Eukaryota, Fungi, Ascomycota, Sordariomycetes, Sordariales, Chaetomiaceae. The annotation marks the transcript as partial.